AUGGAUGUCGCCAGAGUUAAAUUAAUUUUAAAAAAUUGCGAUUGCGUUACCAUCGAUGUGGAUUCAACCAUUUGUUGCGAUGAAACGGUAGAUGAAUUGGCUAAAUUUUGGGGAAAAGAAGAUGCAAUUGUACCUAUCACUACCUUAGCUAUGGAAGGUCACUUGGAUUUUCGAACGGCUCUAGAAAAAAGAAUGGAAGUCUUAGACAUUUCAUCACAAAAGCUAAAAGUGUUUAUUGCCGAGAAAAAAAUUCAGUACACGCCAAACGUCAAGAAGUUUAUUAAAUUUUUACAGAAUAGGUGCAUAGCGGUCUACUUGAUAACUGGCGGCUUUCACGAAACAGUCGACAACAUCGCCAUCGACUUGAACAUUCCCCUCGAAAACGUGUUUGCAAAUCGAAUAAUUUUUGACGAAACCGGUCGUUAUUUAGGUGUCGAUGAAACUGAAUUAACGUUAAAGGACAAUGUCAAGGCAGAAGUGAUAAAAGGUCUGAAAUGUCGUUUCAACUACAAAAGUGUAGUCCACAUAGGAGAUGGAAUGAACGAUGCCAAGGUCUGUCCUGUCGCUGAUGCCUUCGUGGGGUAUGGAGGUGUCGUCAUCAGACAGAAAGUUAAGGAGCUAGCAGGCUGGUUCGUCACUGACUUCCAACAACUUAUUGACGAAAUGAUGAAGUAA
Molecule: messenger RNA, 675 nt
Organism: Helobdella robusta
Lineage: Eukaryota; Metazoa; Annelida; Clitellata; Rhynchobdellida; Glossiphoniidae
Exons: 1
Coding region: 1-675 (224 amino acids)
Biological process (GO): dephosphorylation; L-serine biosynthetic process
Cellular component (GO): cytoplasm
Molecular function (GO): magnesium ion binding
Source: RefSeq, a predicted model, not a curated record